AUGCCGAACCUGGACGACGCCAAGGCCAGGGCUGAGAUGAUGGCUCGGCAAGUGAACGAGGAGUUAGCGAAGCGCGGGAUAGGCGUGCAGCGAAAGCCGGAAACAGCGGCGGCUGGGCCGCCGGGAAAACCGCCGGCGGAAGAGAUUGUUAAGGAGGUGGUGAUUAACGAGUGUAACCCUAACGUGCGUUACCAGCUCACGCGCCGCGGCACUCAAGACGAUAUUCACCGCAAGACGGGCGCAGUUAUUUCCACAAGGGGCAAGUUCUGCAACAUAAACGAUCCGAAGAAUCGUGACCGUCCGUUGUAUCUGCACGUGUCUCCAUCCACCGAGGCCAAGACACCGGAGGAGAAGCAGCGGAUGGUGGACGCAGCCGUCCGUAUGAUCGAGGAUAUCAUGAAUCUACGGCCAGGAGAGCAGCCCAGGGCUCAGGCGCCUGAUCGGGCCGAUCCUGGCCGUCCGCCGUGGCGCGACGAGCGGUCGCGAUCGUCCCGCGACGGCGGCAGGGCGGGAUGGGCUGGGCGGCACGAGAGGGAGCAGGAGGCGGGCAGGGGGCGGGAAAGAGAGAGAUACGAUCCAGACAGGGAGAGGGACAGGGAAGGGUAUGGCGCCCCUCCCCAGUACGCACCUCCCCCCGGAUCCUACCCUCCCGGGUCCUACCCCCCUGGAUCCUACCCGCCUGGUUCUUACCCGCCUGGGUCCUACCCUCCUCCCGGCCAGCCUCCCCCCUAUGGCGCUCCCCCCCCAGGGGGAUAUUCCGCCCCUCCCCCAGGGACCUAUGACCCUGCGUAUGGUCCCCCUCCCCCCCACGGUUACCCAGGCUACCCCCCUCCUGCUGGUGCUCCUGCCCCGUAUCCCCCUCAGGGUGCCCCCGGGUAUGGCCCUCCCCCGCAGGGUGCACCUGGUGAAUACCCUCCCCAGGCGCCCGGGCAGUACGGGCAGUACCCCCCACCUGCUUAUCCUGCCCCGUCGCCAUAUGGGCCUCCCCCGGGUGCGCCUCCCCUGCUGGGGCCUACGGUGCACCUCCCCCUGGGGCGUAUGGGGAGGGAAUUUGAUGCUUCUGGCCGCAUUAGAGGCCCGAAUGACUCGUACCUGGAGCACAUCCAGACAUCCACGGGUAUCAAAGCGACGCUGCAUGGACGGUGCUCCAACAACCACGAGAUCAACGGCGAAGAGCUGAACGCGCCCUUACACAUCUCCCUCACUGCCUCUGAAGGUUCAUCGGCAGCACAGAUGGCCGAAGCUAAGAAGCUGGCAGAGAGCCUUAUAGACACCAUCCGGGACGAGUGGCAGCAGCAGCAGUCAGGGGGCGGAGGCGGAGCCGCAGCAGCAGCAGCAGCAGCAGCAGCAGCAGCAGCAGCAUCAGCAGCCGCAGUACCAGUCUUCUUCCAUGCCUCCGCCACAGGCUCGGUCGGUCAUGGGUCCGCCGCCGCCGAAGCUGCCGACCAGGCUCGGCGGAGGAGGUGGAGGAGGCCAGGCAAAUGGGCAAAACGGUUCGGUGACUGCAGGCUCGGCAGGUGGCACAGGAGGAAUGACCCUUGUGGACUAUGGGGAGGAGGAAGAUUGACUGCACAAACAACAUCAGCGUGCCUCAGCAGCACAACAAGCUGCUGA
Molecule: messenger RNA, 1614 nt
Organism: Closterium sp. Yama58-4
Lineage: Eukaryota; Viridiplantae; Streptophyta; Zygnematophyceae; Desmidiales; Closteriaceae
Source: the annotation of a GenBank genome assembly